Molecule: messenger RNA, 2141 nt
Organism: Trichobilharzia regenti
Lineage: Eukaryota; Metazoa; Platyhelminthes; Trematoda; Strigeidida; Schistosomatidae
Source: the annotation of a GenBank genome assembly
UGGAACUACGCUCACUUUUCAAAAGUGAGUUGUUCGUCAAGGGCGUGCUUAGCCUGACCAAACAUGAGUCAGCCUCCAACUCAAGACAAACUAACACGUAUCGCCAUUGUUAGUAGUGAUAAAUGUAAACCGAAAAAGUGCCGUCAAGAAUGCAAAAAGUCGUGUCCUGUAGUACGCAUGGGUAAACUAUGUAUCGAAGUGACACCUAACGACAAAAUAGCAUUUCUCUCUGAAGAGUUGUGCAUUGGGUGCGGUAUUUGUUCUAAAAAAUGUCCUUUCGAGGCUAUUUCCAUCAUAAAUUUACCCAGUAAUUUGGAGAAAGAAGUUACCCACCGUUAUGGGCCGAAUUCAUUCAAAUUGCAUCGCUUGCCAAUGCCUCGACCUGGUGAGGUUUUGGGUUUGGUUGGGACUAAUGGUAUUGGAAAGUCCAGUGCUCUUAAAAUUCUUGCUGGCAAACUUAAACCCAACCUUGGGCGUUUCAAGAAUCCUCCAGACUGGACUGAAAUUCUCACCUAUUUCCGCGGCUCAGAAUUACAAAAUUACUUCACAAAAAUCUUGGAGGAUAACUUGAAAGCUGUAAUCAAACCACAAUAUGUUGAUCAAAUCCCUAAAAUUGUAUCCGGUCAAGUGAAAACCCUACUGGAUCGUAAAGAUGAUCGUGGUAAUCAAGAUCAUAUUCUAGAUGUACUUGAUCUCACCGUGGUUACUGAACGUAUGGUAGGAGAUUUAUCCGGUGGGGAACUGCAAAGAUUCGCUUGUGCAAUGGUUUGUGUCCAAAAGGCUGAUAUAUACAUGUUUGAUGAGCCCAGCUCAUAUCUGGAUGUGAAACAACGUUUGAAAACUGCUAUUGCUAUCCGUGAGCUAUUAGAGGGUACAAACUAUGUGAUUGUUGUUGAACACGAUCUAUCUGUCUUGGAUUACUUAUCUGACUUUAUAUGCUGUCUUUAUGGUGUCCCAGGUGCCUACGGUGUAGUCACUAUGCCAUUUUCCGUUCGUGAAGGCAUUAAUAUAUUUCUGGAUGGUGUGGUGCCUACAGAAAAUCUACGUUUCAGAGAAACACCGCUAGUCUUCAAAGUAUCUGAAACUGGUAAUGAAGAAGAAUUGAAACGGACUGCUCGUUAUGAUUAUCCAACUAUGUAUAAAAGUUUAGGUACAUUUGAUUUGACCGUGGAAGCUGGUACAUUUACUGACUCUGAAAUUAUUGUUAUGCUUGGAGAGAAUGGUACGGGGAAAACAACCUUUAUACGAAUGUUGGCAGGUAAUCUGAAGCCUGAUGGAGAGGAAAAAUGUCCAGUGUUACAUGUAUCGUAUAAACCGCAAAAAAUUAGUCCAAAAUCAGAAAAAACUGUACAAAAUUUAUUGUUGGAAAAAAUACGAGAUUCAUUCACACAUCCACAGUUUUCAACAGAUGUACUUAAACCAUUACAAAUGGAACGAUUGUAUGAUCAACAGGUAAUGAAUUUAUCCGGUGGUGAAUUACAACGAUUGGCAAUUACUCUUUGUCUUGGACAGCCUGCUGAUGUCUACCUGAUCGAUGAACCUUCAGCUUAUUUAGAUUCUGAACAACGUUUACAUGCUGCUAAAGUGAUAAAACGUUUUAUUCUGCAUGCAAAGAAGACCGCCUUCAUUGUUGAACAUGAUUUUAUUAUGGCCACGUAUUUAGCUGAUCGUGUUGUUGUAUUUGAUGGUCAACCGGGUCUCAAGGCAACAGCAACAACACCACAGAAUCUAGUCACUGGGAUGAAUAAAUUCUUACAAUCACUUGAUAUCACAUUCAGGAGGGAUCCAACCAAUGCUAGACCAAGAAUAAACAAACUGAAUUCAGUGAAAGAUGUUGAUCAGAAAAAGAGCGGGAAUUACUUCUUCCUUGGAGAUUAGAUUUCUCUCUUUAACUGCUUGGUCUUCUCUCUCUUUUUGUGCCAAUUUCUUUUAACCCUCCGCCUUAUUUGCAUGGUUCCCGAUUCUGUUUGUGGUGUAUGUGUACGUGUGUGUUUGUCUGUGUAUUCCAACUGAUAUGUGAAAUGUCUUAUUUUUGUGAUAGUCAGUUUUGAUAUUAUUAUGUUGUAUGUGUGUGUGGGGGCGGGGGGGGGAGGUGUUACAAGUUUUGAUAGACAUUAAUAGAACAACUACUGGAUUGAAAA